UCCGGGGUUCGAAACGCAGUUCGAAACCGAACCAUGGAGAUGACGCUGCCCUUCUUUCGAAAUGGAGGCGGCUCUACCAAGAGCAAGGGGAUCACAACCCGAAAUGCCAUUGCCAAGGCCAUUGACAUUGCAAACGAUAGCAUCAGGAACAUCAACGGCAAGACUACCGAGAACAAGCCCAAGAGCAAGAAUCCUGGUGACUGCGAUUUUGACGAAGACGGUGAUGACGAUGCCAACUCCACCKCCACACCUCUUCUUCUUCCUCCCCUUAAGCGAUCCCGAAGCGAUUCUCCUACAGGAGUAAUGGACGUUCACUUCUUCCAGGAAGAUAAGAAUAGCAACAAGCUCGACGACGACGACGACGACGACGACGAUGGCUUUGGGCUACUUCCCUUCUCGACCCUCACCUUUCCAGACGAUGAUAGCGAGGCUACUUCUUGCCACUCGGAUGCUUUCAACGCCGAGAACCAUUACACCGAUGCCGGUAUGGCCCAUCCCUUUCUCGAGGAGAUCAACAAGGCAGCAAGUUCGAGCAGCAGCAUCGAGCCCCUCCCCCUCUUGGCCUCRGUAUCCCGCGAGCUCUCCGAUCUUCUGCACCAAUACCUCCCCAAGACUAAGCUCGAGCUCUACGAGGGUCCCAUGGAAUUCGAGGACGAGAUCGAGGACGGCCUUGCUUCUGGAAUGCAAAUUCAGAACACGACAAUGGCCACGAAAGCGUUGCCAAACAUCGAUGCGAACAAGAACACCAACUCGUACUCCAAGCAGCAGCAGCAGCAGCAGCAGCUCCUCCAGUGCUUCAACAGCAACAGCAACAGCAUCCACAUGAACAUGAACAUGAACAUGAAUGCCUGGAAAAGAAACCUCCUUCCUGAUUUUAAGCUAGCAACAGAUGCAAUGAUCAAAGAUACCUCUAUGACCUUUGGGGGAAGCAAUCUAACUCUCUUUCMGUUCCUUAUGGGGAACAMCAAUUUCAACUUGAGAUACAAACCAUCGUCUUCCAAGGCAACAGCUGUCGCCRCAUCGUCCUCCAAGUUCCAAGGCGUACUCAACAAGCCGAGCAAAAAGGCAAAGAAACAAGCAGUCAAAUCAGCUGCUUCCAACUCAUCGAAAGAKAGGAACAACAAGAACAAGAGCAGCUAUGCUAUUGACAAGAUCACCRAGAGAGGMACCAACAAGAAGCACAACAACGGCAGCAACAUCUCCGUAUACGCCGCCCGUCCCUCCAAGAAGCAGCGCCUCCAGUCGGCCGCCACCACCCUCCUGCUCGAUAAAGUCCAGCUCCGUGACGACGUCCAGAAACUCACCGUCGAAAACGWCGUCGACGAACAGACCCGGAUUAUCGAGCACACCUGGGAUCACAACUACAACAGGCUCGUCAAGUUCUACGAGGCCAACGGCCAUUCGAACGUACUCCGRAGCGACCCCGACAAGCAGCUCAGUGGGUGGGUCAAGCGCCAGCGAAACAACCUCAAGGACCAAAAGCUKAGUGCCUCGCAGAUCCAGAAACUCGACGACCUCAAGUUCGUCUGGAACCGCCUCGAGGGAGCCUGGUACGACAAGUAUGACAUGUUGGUGGCAUUUGAGUCCAGRCACGGGAACUGCGAGAUUCCCACCAAGUACGACCGGUCCCUCGCGGAGUGGACCCAGCGCCAGCGGCGGGAAUAUCGCAACAAAGCGCCCACCAUGUCRCUCCAGAGGAUUUCCAAGCUCAACGAGAUCCGCUCGUGGAACUGGGAUUCUAAGGUUUGGAAGAACCGCGGCAAGAARAAGAAGCAAUCUCUAGCCCACAACAGACAGGUUCACCGUUCGAUUCAGGAGCUGUUCCACCAGCUCGGUAGUUCUAUUGGCAGUGCCGGUGUGGCAAAGAAUGAUCGUCCUGCCGCCCAUGCHGCGGGAAAGAGUUCGAACCAUGCUGUCGCAACUGCAGCCUUUCUUCCAAACGACGUUUGUUCCUUUUCGCUUAUUUAACGGCCAGGGAAAAAGAAAGGGGAGAAACAGCACGCAUUGGCAACAGCACUACGCAAUGUGUGCAUUUUUGAUUUGGGGUGGAGUGGGGUGGGGUGGGGUGGGAGAGGAAAGCUCGGGAUACUUUCGUUGCU
Molecule: messenger RNA, 2099 nt
Organism: Pseudo-nitzschia multistriata
Lineage: Eukaryota; Bacillariophyta; Bacillariophyceae; Bacillariales; Bacillariaceae
Source: the annotation of a GenBank genome assembly